AUGACACCCGAAUUUGAGGCCCGCGUGAAAAAGGCCGUCGAUGAUGGCUAUCUCCCCGGUGUCACCAUGCUCGUGAAGGACAAGUCCGGCAAAAUCGACUACGAUUUCUCCUACGGCCCAACCAGUCUCAAGCCCGAUGCACCUCCCAUCACCACCAACACCAUGCUCACCAUGGCGUCCCUCACCAAGCUCAUCACUGCCUGCUGCAUUCUCAAGAUGGUCGAGGGCAACAUUCUCGACAUAAACGAGGAUAUAACCAAAUACGUCGAGACCCUCGCCAAGCAACCUGUCCUCCAAGGCUUCGAUGACGAGGGCCAGCCCAUCCUCGUCAAGCGCGAAACCCCGUUUACACUGCGCCACUUAUUAACCCAUACCGCGGGGACAGGAUACAUCCUCAAGGAAGAGCCGCUGGCGAAAUGGGCCAAGGCCACGGGUCGCCCGCUGCCGGUGCCGCUGCGGCACAGUCCCCUUUCCGGAGGUAUGUCGGUCGACUCGCGGUGGGGGUACCCGAUUCUGUUUGAGCCAGGCACUGGCUGGGUGUAUGGCAGUGCCAUGGACUGGGCGGGGAGGUUGAUUGAGAAGUUGACGGGGACGUUUUUCGACGAUUACAUGCACGAACACGUGCUGGAGCCCGUCGGGGUGCCCAGGGGAGCGAUCACCUUUCACCCAGGCCGGUUCGACCAGCCCACAUACGACAUCAUGGCCGAGUUCGGACAGCGCAGCACCCCCGAGGGCACGCUUGAGCCCGCUUACACGGAGUAUGACAAUGAUAAUGAGGCGUUUGGAGGUGAAGGGCUGUUCGGUGGGAUGGGCUCCUACAUGAAGGUGCUGCACUCGCUAUUGAUGGAUGACGGCAAAAUCCUCAAGCCCAAGACGGCGAAGCUGUUGUUUACGCCGCUGAUGACGCCGGUUGAGAAAGCAGCGCUCAAUGAGGACAUGAAGCACCCUGAGUGGGCUGUCGGUUGGAUCCCGCCUUCGGACACGGGGGUAGAGUACGACUGGGGCGCGGGUGGGUUGUUGUCAGUCGGCGGGGAGGGGCUGAAGCACAGGAAGAAGGGGUUCUUGAUGUGGGGUGGGGCAUGGAACGCGGCUUGGUUCAUUGACCGCGAGGCUGGGGUGUGUGCGGUUUUUGGGACGCAGAUUAUUCCGCCGGGCGAUGCGUUUACGAGGCAGAUUGUCAAGGAGUUUGAGGAGGCUAUUUAUUCGCAGUUGUAG
Molecule: messenger RNA, 1215 nt
Organism: Dichotomopilus funicola
Lineage: Eukaryota; Fungi; Ascomycota; Sordariomycetes; Sordariales; Chaetomiaceae
Product: beta-lactamase/transpeptidase-like protein
Exons: 3
Coding region: 1-1215 (404 amino acids)
Source: RefSeq, a predicted model, not a curated record